CUCUGCGAAGUCAUUGUAUGUAAACAAGGUCAAGUAUUCGCUGCAGCAUUCGUUCCCCACAGUCUCGCCUGGCGACUUUCUCCUGAGAAGGAUCCAUCCUGCGGCACAGCACACCUCUUACAGCUAUUUCCUCUGGUGAAGGAUUUCUGUGAGCAGCAGCCACCAUGAUGCAGUGUCUUCAGUUUCUGGUUGAACCAACCAAGAAUGUUACGGAGAAGUUUAAGGAGUUUCGUAAGAAGGUGAAAAAUGAGAAGCGAGAACCGCUGGACGAGAGCCAGCAGUUUAUUGUCAACCUCGCCAAGGAUCUGGGUCGUGUCUGUCAGAGGUCAGAGGUGUUGGAGAACAUCUCAAAGAGUGAGGAUGUGUGGCCCACUCUCACCUGCAGGGCCUUCAUCCUGGAGUGGGCAUCACUGCUAGAGAGCAAGAAAAGACCAAUGCUGACUGAUGGAUGGCCAGAGAGAAGUGACUGGAAGGAUCUGGCUCUGAGCAGUGAGCAGGAUAUGGAGAGUGCCAAGAGAGUCAUUCUCACCUGGACCAAAGACCUGAGGGCCCAACCUGAGCAAAGUGUCUGGCCUGGAGAGCAGGUGGUGGCAGCUUUGGAUGACUUUGAGAAUCACUGGAAAAGAGGUCGGAUGGCCACCCUGCAGUCAGCCAUGGAGCUGGUGUUCUGGAUGCUAGUCAACAAAGAACUUGACAAGGAGAACAUUCCUCAAAAGUGGCUUAUGUGGAAACAGAGGAGCCAAAAAAUAGGCGCCACUCCAUAUAUUCCUCAUACUGUGUGGGACUGGAUCUGUGAUGCAGGAGUGGAGGUGACCCUUGACCUGGACACGGCCAAUCCUGACCUUCUGAUCUCCGAGGAUGAGAAGCGCAUGCGCUGUGGUUUUGACCGCAAAGAGGUGCCCAACUAUCACCAGCGCUUCGAUGGCUGGUGGUGUGCGGUUGGAACCGAAGGCUUCUCCUCCGGACGCCAGUACUGGGAGGUGGAUGUUGGAGAAAUGGACUGGCGUAUCGGCGUGGCCAAAGAAUCUGCCUUGCGUAAGGGCUUCAAGUCCCUGAACACCGACACUGGCUAUCUGACCCUGCGGCUGGAGCGCGGCACGGAGCUGAAGGCCCUCACCGUGCCGUUCACCGCCCUGCCAGCCACCUUGAUUCCUCGAAAGGUCGGCGUCUACCUAGACUACAACCAGGGCCAGCUGUCCUUCUACGACGCGGAGAACCGCUCCCACAUCUACACCUACAACGAGACAUUUGGCGAAAAGCUCAUCCCGCUCUUCGGAACGGUGGAGAUCGUGAAAGACCUGGUGAUCAGAUCACCUGGGAACAGGGGCCACUGCCUGUGUCCUGGCAUGUGCCUGUGGGGUUAAAACCCAAUCGAAUCGAAUCAGAGCCCAGUGCUUAAUCUCUAGACCACUGGUUUUCAACUGGGCGCAACCUUAAAGGGUUAGUACACCAAAAAACAAAAUUCUGUCAUUAAUUACUCACCCUCAUGUCGUUCCAAACCCAGAAGACCUUCAUUCAUCUUCAGAACACAAAUUAAGAGUUUUUUGAUGAAACAUAAGAGCUUUUUGACCCUUCAUAGACAGCAUAGGUCCUACCACGUUCAAGGUCCAGAAAGGAGGAGAAGAAUUGUUGAAUAAGUUUAUUUUAGUUUUUUGCACAACAAAAAGUAUUCUCGUAGCUUCAUAAAAUUAAGGUUGAACCACUGGUUUCACAUGGACUAUUUUGAUGAUGUUCUUGGUACCUUUCUGGACCUUGAAUGUGGAAGGAUCCUUCCUGUCUAUGCAGGGUCAGAAAGCUCUCAGAUUUCAUAAAGAAAUCUUAAUUUGUGUUCUGAAGACUAAUGAAGGUCAUACGGGUUUUGAUCGACGUAAGAGUGAGUGAAUUAAUGACAGAAUUUUCAUUUUUGGGUGAACUAUCCCUUUAAUAUGUUACCGCUUGUACAGAUAGAGUCUCAGAUAAAAGGGGGAAAUAUGAAAUUCAAGUGUAUAGCAAAAUAUUUUUAAAAUAAAUUUGCCCUAUAGGGAUUUCGUAAAAGAGUUAUAAGUCAUGAACCAAACCAACCAGCUAUGAAGUGAAUCACAACAUUACAAACUAUGAUUUGUAGUUCAUUGAAUGGACUACAAUCCCAUGAAGCUUUGCGAAUGACAUAAUCAGAUUAAUAACUGGAGAAAAUGCUGCAUAUAUUUUAGUAGUUUGUGAGCAAUUAUGUCAUUCGCAGUGGUUCAUAGAGCUAAAGAGUUAUUUUGGCAUGAUUUCCUUGUUUCAGUUCCCUGAUUGGUGGAGAUUUCUCUGCAGAAUCAUGGGUAAUGUUGUUUUUCACUGGAUGAGAAACAAGUGAAAUUUAAAAGACAAUUAGAAACUGCUCAAGUUUUUCUUCAGCCGCUACUAUCCCAGUUAACAAAAAUAUGUUCUGAGAACAUUUUCCCCGCUGUAAAAAAACUAAAACCAGCCUAAACUUAGCUGGUUUAAGCUGGAAGUAGCUGGUUUUAGCUGAUCUUCCAACCUGGCCAAGCUGGUUUUAGCUGGUCUCCCAGCCUGACCAACUAAAGAAGUGGCCAAAACCCCUCUAAAACAAGUCUGCUGACUAGCUAUGACCAGGCUGGAUGACCAGCUAAAACCAGCCAAUCAGCUUAGGCUAUGAAAAUAUUAUUUCUGAAUGUUCUUUGAAACAUAAUAUUUAAAAUAAAGCAUUAAACCCCAAGAAGCCAUGGUUUACAGUGAAUUUAUAACAGCUAAGGGGCGUUGUUAGGCAUAUAUAACCCCUUAGCUGUUAUAAUUCACUGUAAAACCACAGCUUUACAGGCCUGUUGCUUUUAUAAAAUGGUUAUUACAUUUACGUAGUAAGGUUUCAUAAAACAAAACAGAGCAAAGUGUAAUGUUAUUAAUAAAAACAUUAUUCUUCUGCCAAAUAAUGUAGUUCCUCAGAAACGGUUGUGGUUGCAACAAAGUGGUUUCCGAGCAACACACAGACGUAAACAAAGGUGUAUGUUUGUGAAUUAAUUUACAACAGCUUCGAACGUGGUUUAACCAAUCAGAAUGAAGGACUGGAACUAUCUGUUUUAUAAAAACUUAUUUUUUUCUUGGUUAUGCAAACAUUCCAUUGUAUCAUUUUGCAAACAUUAUAGGAAUGUCACUUUUGGAUGUUCUCUAAACCAUCUGAAAGUAGUAACAGUUUAUUAUUACAUUUUAAAUUUGAUUAAAAAUUAGAUGAACAUCCAACUAAAAGGUUUCAGGAAAACGUUCCAUUAAUAAUCGUUUUGUGCCAAAAUUUUGAGAACAUUAUUAAAUUCCAAGUAACUUUAAACCAGGGGUGCCCAAACUCAGUCUUGGAGGGGACGAUGUCCUGCAGAGUUUAACUCCAACUUGCCUAAAAACUAAAACUCUAAACGCUAAACUGAGUCCUCAAGGACUCAGUUUGGGCACCCUUGCUUUAAACGAACAUUUGUUCAUAACUUUGAGAGAACCUUGCCAGAACCUUAAAGUUCUGAGGACAUUCCCCGUUAGCUGGCAUGAUUAUAAUUUUCCAGACUUUUGAGGCCUAAGCAGGUUAUAGUAAGAUUGUUUUUGUAUUUAAUGCUAAGGAAUAUUUUUGGCAAUAAAGAAAUGGUACUGCGUUGGGUUGCUUGAUGUAAAAUGUGAGUCUUGAAGCAAAACCAGUUGAGAACCAGUGUUCUAGACCUCAUUAGAAUUAGAUAAACCACUGGGCUACAUUAGUUGGUCAGUUCGUAGUGAUUGACAGUGAUCCAUAGCAGUCAAGACCAGUAAUUCCAUCAAGGUAGUGUAGGAUCUCUUUCAGCUACUGCUUCUGUGGUACUUCUGAACCUGCUGCUGUCUGCACCUUAUUAUAAUACAGUGUUCGCCUGCCCUGUCUGCACUUUCCUAUUCAUUUUAAAAACUCAAAUCAUGACAUGAAAAUGCACUUUAUGUGAAUAAUAAAUCUAAGUAAGUUCAA
Labeo rohita (rohu) is the source of this 3952-nucleotide messenger RNA. Its product is annotated as butyrophilin subfamily 3 member A3. The coding region runs from base 165 to 1364 and encodes 399 amino acids. The transcript is spliced from 10 exons. Gene Ontology annotation, molecular function: protein binding. Lineage: Eukaryota; Metazoa; Chordata; Actinopteri; Cypriniformes; Cyprinidae. The record is from RefSeq and is a predicted model, not a curated record.